This is a messenger RNA of Chanos chanos (milkfish), 3048 nucleotides long. RefSeq names its product testis expressed 2, like (gene tex2l). The coding region runs from base 1 to 3048 and encodes 1015 amino acids. The record is from RefSeq and is a predicted model, not a curated record. Gene Ontology annotation, molecular function: lipid binding. NCBI's taxonomy places the organism in Eukaryota, Metazoa, Chordata, Actinopteri, Gonorynchiformes, Chanidae. The transcript has 11 exons. Gene Ontology annotation, cellular component: endoplasmic reticulum.
AUGGCACAGACAGGAGAAAAUGAAGAAAGUCCGAAAUUGCCCUGUGGGCCCCAGAGACAGGAUCUCUAUCCUCUGCCAUCUGAGUACCAGGACACUGCCAAGAGGGCCAUAGUUAUCCAGCUGACAGGCACAGAGGGUGAAUGGGACAGCCUUGAGGACAGCGAGCUCAUCUUCACUCUAGACAGAGAUGGGGAAGGAUCCCUACAAAAGGAGAGGUCAGGCCCCCCGGAACUGCAGCCAGAUGAGGAGUGGGGCCUUCGUUCUCCCGUGUUCCAUGUCCCCCUCUCCCCCUCUUCCCCUGGAUCCCUGGGCGACUGUUCCACCUCAGGUUCCGGGCUUCUUUCUCCAGGUGUGGCCUCACCCACCCAUCGACCACUGGCGAGUUUAGUUAAGUCGCUGUCCACAGAGCUGGAACUAAAAGAGUCUUCCUCUUCACUCAAACCCAGGCCCUUGCUGAACUUGGUCAAGUCGAUUUCCACAGAGCUCUCCCGCUGUGAACCUGAGGUGUCGCAGUCCAAAUCAGACUCAAAGCUCAGUCUGCAUUUAUGGACUCAGCUCACACAGCCUAAGGGUCGCAAUGGGGAUUCCCGCACCGCCCCACCUUCCCCUACUAACCUCUCCCCAUCUGAGACUAAAGCAGGCUUCUUUAAAAUGGAGCUGGAAGACACACGCCGGAAACUGUCUGAAGCCAUGCAGGAACCCCUUAGCAUGUUCAAUAAGAUCAUGCGUGAGGACAGCACAGGCAGCCCAAAACACCACAGGACCACUGGCUCAGUUGACUCUCCGAGCUUUAAAGGCUUUGGCGGAAGCGGCGUCAAAUCAAACAAUGAUCCGCAAGUGACCGAGUCUCCUAUGAAGACCACUAAAAAGCUUGAAUGUGAAGGACUUCCUGUGUGUAACUGGCCAGUAAGACACCCCAGGAAGUGUCUGAGGAGAUCCUGCCCUUCCCAUGACCAGCACAGCAGACAACUCGAUAUCAGCCCUGCACUGGAGAUCAACACUAAUGGUGAUGCCAUGCAGGUUGUGGAGGUAAAAGGAGGAUUUGCAGGAGACCAUACCCCAGGACAAGCCUCUUUUCCAGUACCUGGUAUGACUCUCUUCUGGGUGGCAGCUGCAUCCUAUUGCUAUUUUGUCUUGCCCUUACCCUCCUAUUGGUCAGGUUGGUUCUUUGGCUUGGCACUUGGGUUCAUGUUGGGACUCCUUCUCAUCCGUUUGGGAUCAACGCACCAUGCCAGUCAGUCUCAAAGACGUAUCGAGAACCUGUACAGUUGUGCUCAAUGCAAUAUCAAUGGUGAAGAACAUUUCCUAAAGGGCUGGAUGAAUGAGAUGUCUGCUUACGAUCCAGAGACCUUCCAGCCAUCCCUCAUGCAGUCAGUGCAUGCCACACUGGAGGGUUCUUGUCUGCGACUUGACUACCCUCGUAAUAACAUCCAGCGCUGGGCCACAUUUGACGAAGCACCCCACGAGACUAUAUUUGUCCACUCUCGCACCUUCCAGUUGUCUGGCAGCAAGGUGUUCUUGUUGCCUGCGGCUUUGGCACGGAAGAGGGUGUGGAAUAAAAAGUAUCCCAUCUGCAUCACUCUGGCUGAAGGAGAGGAGGUGGUGGGGAGAAAAGAACCAGAGGCUCCAACAGAGACACAGAAAGAAGACAGAAGUACUCUCCCUAUGUCUAAAGCCAGCCACCACACCACCCUUUAUCUCUUUGGUCGCACAGGAAGAGAGAAAGAGGAGUGGUUCUAUCACCUUCUCUACGCAUCGAAGCAAAAGAAAGAAGACCAGUGUGAAUCCAGAUCUGGUAAGAAAGUGGUCUGUUACACCUGGAAAAGUUCAGACAAUGUAUUGACCAGUGGAAGUUCAAGCAGAGCGAGCAUUGAAGACAUGGCUUCUGUGCCUCUGUGCCCACGAGACCUGGUGGGCAGAGUACGAGAAAACAUCUUACUGGACUACACCACAUACAUGAGCAAUCUCAUCACCUCAGCAUACACCAGCGCACCGCAUAACCCAUACCACUGUAGUGCUCAGAGCAGCCCAACUGACAAAGAACAGCCUCUCUGUUGUCAUGGGGACCAAAGGCAGCCCGUCUGGAUCAAUGCUCUCAUUGGCCGAAUAUUCUGGGACUUCCUUCGGGAGAAGUACUGGGCAGAUGUAGUCUCCCACAAGAUACAACGAAAACUGACCAAAAUCAGGUUACCUUACUUCAUGAAUGAGUUGACGCUCACAGAAUUGGCCAUGGGUUCUUGUAUGCCUCAGAUCACAGGCACAUCACCACCGCAAGUCAACGGGAGAGGCCUGUGGCUGCAACUGGAAAUAGAGUACACAGGAGCCCUGCAGAUGUCACUGGAGACCAAGAUGAACCUCUCCAAACUGGGAAAGGAAGGUGGACUUGAUGCAGACAGCAAUGUAGACACUAGCUCUGUACGCACCAGGUCUAGGCUCUCAGUGUUGGCUGAUAGUGAUGAGGAAUCAUCCAGUGCCGGAUCCUCGGACGAAGAGGAAAUACCAUCCACCGAGCUCCAAGGAAUUGUGGGGGAGAAAUCAGCUCAAGUUGGUGUUGAAGGAGCCACGGGUGGUGGCAGAACUGGCAGACGGAUUUUGAGAUUUGUGGACAAAAUCGCUAAGUCUAAGUACUUCCAGAAAGCCACAGAAAAUGAGUACAUCAAAAAGAAGAUUGAAGAGAUGUCCAACACUCCUCUUUUGCUCACAGUGGAAGUUCAAGAACUUUCCGGAACUCUGGUCAUCAACAUUCCACCACCUCCCACAGACAGAAUAUGGUAUAGUUUUUGUGUACCCCCAAAGCUUGACCUGAGGGUCAGGCCAAAACUAGGAGAGCGAGAGGUGACUUUCUGUCAUGUCACAGAGUGGAUUGAAAAGAAAUUGCAGGAUGAGUUUCAGGAUGUUUUUGUCUUUCCCAACAUGGAUGAUAUAUACUUGCCCCUCAUGAACUCUGGCAUGGACAACCUGCAUACAUCCCCAGCACAGCCAUCCUGCAGUUCAUCCCUGAAUGCAAGUGAGGGGUCCACUAAGAACCAUACAGCGGAGAUAGAAUAG